AUGGCAGCUGGAGUCACGGUUCCAGAGAUGCGACCCAACCAGGAACAGUGUCUGUGUUCCGGGGAGCCACAUAAUGUAACAGGAACAGUCAAGUUCUUCUUCCUGGGGCUCUCGGAUGACCCCCAACUCCAGCCUCUCCUCUUCUGCCUGUUCCUGUCCACGUAUCUGGUUGCCCUCACAGGAAACCUGCUCAUCAUUCUGGCUGUCAGCUCGGACCCACACCUGCAUACGCCCAUGUACUUCUUCCUGUCCAUCCUGUCCACAGCCGACACGGGAUUCAUCUCUACCACUGUCCCCAAGAUGAUUUGGGACGUGCAGACAGAGAGCAAAGCCAUCUCCUACGAAGGUUGCUUGACUCAGUUGUGUUUCUUUAACCUCUUUGGCUGCCUGGACAGUGUCAUCCUUGCUGUCAUGGCCUAUGACCGCUUUGUGGCCAUCUGCCACCCCUUGCACUACCCGGUCAUCAUGAACCCCCGGCUCUGUGGGCUGCUGGCUCUGGGGUCUUGUCUUACCAGCCUCUUGGAGUCUCAGCUGAACCACCUGCUCAUGGCCCAGAUGACGUUUUGCUCCACAGUGGAAAUUCCUCAUUUCUUCUGUGACCUUCCUCAACUCAUGAAAGUCGCCUGUGAGAACACUCCUUCCAAAGCCAUCAUGAUGUUCUUUAUCGCUGCCGUAUUUGGUGCUGUACCUGCCUCUGGCAUCCUUUUCUCUUACUAUGAAAUUAUUUCUUCGAUUCUCAGAGUUCCAUCUCCAGGGGGGAAGUCCAAAGCCUUCUCCACCUGUGGCUCUCACCUGUCUGUUGUUUGCUUAUUUUAUGGGACGGGUCUUGGAGUAUACCUCAGUUUGACUUUUUCUCAUUCUCCCCGAAAGAAUGUAGUGGCUGCAGUGAUCUACACUGUUGUCACCCCCAUGCUGAACCCCUUUAUCUACACUCUGAGAAACAAGGACAUUAAGAGGGCCUUACAGAGACUCAUGAACAGAACAGUUAAAUCUUAG
Suncus etruscus (white-toothed pygmy shrew) is the source of this 996-nucleotide messenger RNA. RefSeq names its product putative gustatory receptor clone PTE01. Gene Ontology annotation, biological process: G protein-coupled receptor signaling pathway. The transcript is spliced from 2 exons. The record is from RefSeq and is a predicted model, not a curated record. Bases 1 to 996 code for a protein of 331 amino acids. Gene Ontology annotation, cellular component: membrane. Gene Ontology annotation, molecular function: olfactory receptor activity; G protein-coupled receptor activity. NCBI's taxonomy places the organism in Eukaryota, Metazoa, Chordata, Mammalia, Eulipotyphla, Soricidae.